GUCGCACGCGCGUCACUUUACUGUAGUCCCCAGAAAUUUCACCCAAAUUGGAAGUCGGCACACUGGAACAGGCAAAAACCCUAGAGAAAUGAACCAUCUCGCGAGACGAGCAUCAACCUUCCUGCAGCGACCGAGCUGGGCUUCCUCCGUCCCCGACUCACCGAGCAGCCGCCGCCACCACAACCACCAACAGUCGCGAGGCAUCCGAGUGAAGGUCCUCAAUGGCAACCUCGAGCAGGCCCUCGGCUUCAUGCAGCGCACCAUGCAGUCGAGCGGGAUCGAGCGCCUGAUCAAGCGCGAGCAGACGCACCACCUCAAGAACUCCGAGAAGCGCGUCCUGGCCCGCAAGAACCUCGAGCGCAAGAUUCGGUCCCAGGACCUCGCUCGCAAGCUCAAGGCUAUCCUCAUCAAGAAAGUCAGGGGUCUAUAGGAGUGUUGUGCAGCAGUUUGUUACCAUACAUGAGGACUCAAUUUUCACAGUUUCGCGACAUGUAGAGAAUUUGGUGAAAGAACAUUUUUGUUACAAUAUCGUCAGCAAUGAAAUGUUCGUUUGAUGGAUUGUC
Rhodamnia argentea is the source of this 563-nucleotide messenger RNA. RefSeq lists its product as uncharacterized. The coding region runs from base 89 to 430 and encodes 113 amino acids. NCBI's taxonomy places the organism in Eukaryota, Viridiplantae, Streptophyta, Magnoliopsida, Myrtales, Myrtaceae. The transcript has 2 exons. Gene Ontology annotation, molecular function: structural constituent of ribosome. Gene Ontology annotation, cellular component: ribosome. Gene Ontology annotation, biological process: translation. The record is from RefSeq and is a predicted model, not a curated record.